CCAGCCAGCCGGAAGUGACGCGCGGAGGCGGAAGCGCGCUCCCUGGAGUGACAGUGCGCAUCAAACGGAUCGGAGCUGCGGCAGAACCGGGACAGAAGCAACAGAACCUUCGGAACCAGGCUGGAAAGCAGCGCAUUAAAGCGGAAGCGGAAAGAGCGCGCGCGGCUGCAGCUGCGGGACUCAGCAGCAACCAUGGUGGGAGAGCGCCGCAACGGGAACCUGCUGGUCCAGCUGGACCCCAAGCUGCAGGCGUACCCAGAGGAACUGAUCCGCCAGCGCCGAACCCACGACGGUCAGAUGGAGUGCCUGAUCCGCUGGUGCCUCGUCUCCAUCGACGACGGGACCGGCUCUGGGGGCGGGUCCAGCGAGGCGAGCGGCGCCGGCGGCGGGGGUUCCAGUGUGGGCGGCACCGGCGGGUCCACGUCUGGAGAAGCCAAACCUGAGAACAUCCUGAUGUGGAUGACGAUGGAGGACGUGUACGCCAACUGCCCCACGCUGCUGGGCAAGAGGAAGGCCGACCCACAGCGCCCCCCGCAGGAGCAGGCGCCGGACCGGGCGGCGCAGGGCGGCGCCGAGUUCCCGGCCGACGGCACCUUUGAUGAGGUGGAGCUGUCUGACAUGAAGCAGGACGUGAAGAACCUGGUGUGCCGCGCCCGGAAGCAGAUGGCCAAGAAGAGGGACUUCUCCAUGAACAUCAUGCACACCAUCCACGUCCUGAGCGCCUACGCCAGCAUCGGCUCGCUGGUCGGCGUCUUCAAGGAGACCGGCGCCCUCAACCUGCUCAUGGAGCUGCUCUGCAACAAGGAGACGCAGACCCGCCGAAGCGCCGGCAAGAUGCUGCGAGCGCUGGCCUCGCACGAUGCAGGCAGCCGGGCGUACGUUCUGCUGUCGCUCAGCCAGCAGGACGGGAUCGAGCAGCACAUGGACUUUGACAACCGCUUCACUCUGCUGGAGCUGUUCGCUGAGACCACCUCCUCUGAGGAGCACGGCAUCUCCUUCGACGGCAUCCACCUGCCCCAGAUCCCAGGGAAGUUGCUGUUCUCUCUGGUGAAGCGCUACCUGUGUGUCACGUCUCUGAUGGAUAGACUGAACACUGCGGGGGCGGAGACUUCCUCUGAUAGACCGGACGGAAGCCCCGCCCCCUCCUCAUCUGGCCCCACCCACCAACCCGAGCUGCUGCGCCUCCACAGAGAGUUCGACUUUACCAUGGCCAUGGCCAACCUGAUCUCGGAGCUGGUCCGAGUGAUGGGCUGGGACCGCAACCGGAAGCUGCCGGAGGACGCCGCUCACCUCCCAGGAGGGGGCGGUCCCUGUGGAGAGGAGCAGGGCGAGGAGGCGUGUCAUCCGGUCCUCAGGUCAAUCUUCCAGCCCCGGUUCUGCGCCCCAUCCGUCUCCCUCUCUGCCGGGUCCCCGAUCACUGCGCCCGCAUCCACACCAACGAAGAAGAAACCAGGAAACGGCUUCAAGGCGCGGUCGGACUUCACCAGCCGCUCCGCCUACGUAGAGUACGUCCAGGACAACUUGAAGAGCGGCAUGACGGUGCGCAUGCUGGAGGACUAUGAAGAAGUGAGCGCCGGGGACGAAGGGGAGUUCCGCUACAGUAACGACGGGUCGCCGCCUGUCCAGGUGUACUGGAACUCCCUGUCCAGAACCUACUGGGUCCACUGGCACAUGGUGGAGAUCCUGGACAGCGGGAGCAGCAGGACUGAGAAGGACUCACAGGAGAAGGCCUCCUCUUUGGCCGAGACCCUCAAACUCACAGCAGUUAGCCAGACCUUCUUCUCCAAGCCUCCCGGCGGUCUCUACUCGCUGCCGUACCUGACAGACGAGCCGCAGAGCGAGCCGGCGGCCCUGAGCAGAGCUGAAUGGUGGGAGGUGCUGUUCUUCAUCAAGAAGCUGGAGCCCAAACAGCAGCAGGAGGUGAACGGCCUCCUGCUGCAGAGCCUAGAUGAGCAGGAGGUGGAGCCAGACGACUCGUCGCUCAUCGACCUGUCCAUCCGCGGAGACGUAGCCAAGAAGCUGCUGCACUACCUGAAGCAGAACCUGCCGUCGUCGUGUCUGAGCGACCUCCUCUGCUCCCACACCUUCUCCAAGCACUACCUGAGGAGAGGAGGAGGAAGCCUGGAGGACGAAGAGCUGCUGGGUGAGGACACGUCCGCCACCUCUUUGCUGUUCCGUCCACAGCAGCGUGUGACUGGGCUUUGCUCUGCAGCAGAGAGCUCCCUGACUCCACCUACUCCGGGAGGAGGAACGCAGAGCUUUGCCUCCUCUUCCUCGGCAAAGGGCUCCGUCUCCAAGAAGGCCAAGAAGGACGUUCCUCAAGAGUUAGGCAGCUCAGAGACAGAGAGCGAGCUGCCAGAGGAAGACGACAGCAAAUACCCCGACGACCUGGAGGACAAGAUGAAAGUUUUCAACAAUCCCCGAGUGCAGGGGAAGAAGAGCGUACUGGAGAAGCUGGGGGAGGUGGUGGACAUCCUGAAGAAGGGAGGGGCUUCAGACCCCGCCCAGCAUCUAGCCGCCGUCCUCUUCCUCACCCGGCUGUUGGAGGACAGGAGCUCUCAGGAGAAGAACUCCAUGAGGAGCGACUAUGCCCAGACCGUACGAGACAAGGUGCUGAAGCUUUUGGUGGAGCUGCUGGGAUCCUCCUCCAGAGACGUGGUGGUGAGCACCCUCAGACUGACCCACCUGCUCAUGCUGAGGUACGAGUGGAGGGUCAGCUUUGCCACUGAGGGAGGAGUGAAAGCCGUGCUCUCCUGCAUGCAGGAGUUCUCCACCGUGGCGCAUGUCCUCCAGCUGGCGCUGGCGACUCUGAAGGUCAUUACUGGCGCCAGUAAACACGACCUGCGCAGCGUCGGCAGCAGCCCCCCGCUCCCAGAGUCAGGAACCCAGAUGAUGUUGGAGAUCUUCGCCAGCAUUGGCUCUGCCACACCAGAAGGCUCCAGAGGCCUGCUGAGCGCCAUCCCUUCUGCCAUCGACGUCAUGCUGAAGACCCAAGGCUGCAUGCUGUCGGUGCGGAACGGGCUGCUCGUUAUCAUCAUGCUCAUCGCCAACCACAAGAGCCUGGCAGAGCAGCUGGUGGACUGUGGCGUCAGUGCCGUGCUCAAGAAGUGUCUGACGCUGUCCAGAGCGGAGACCAUGCUGGCCAUCAUCGCCCUCAACCACAUCUCCAUGGUGCACAAGCUGGAGAGCAAAGAGUGUCAGGAACAGCUGGACUUUAAGGGAACGGAGCUGCAGAUGCUGGUGGUGAGUCUUAAGGAGCUAACGGUGACCAAAGAGGUGAUCCAGACUCUGGAGCAGCUGCUCUGUGACGACACCACUCAGCUGGAGGAGGAGCGCAGACAGGUGACGCACAGUCGGGACACCUACCAGGACCUGGUCCGUCUGAUGGAGCAGCAUAGAGCUGACCGGGCCGUCCAGCUCUCCAUUCUGCAGAUCCUCAACAAGUUCCUGGACAACUACCAGGAGGACAUGCUGCCAUGGCACGAGAGCAUUGAGCCGUGCCUGUCCACCAUGACGGCGUUCAUCAAUGACAGAGAGGUGGUGCAGCUGUUCAUCCGCUUUCUGUACCGUCUGGCCUCUCUUAACAAAGACUAUGCUGUGGUCAUGUGCCGCCUGGGGACCAAAGAGGCUCUGGUGAAGGCUUUGGACAAACACAGCACCAACCUGCUGCUGGUCACUGAGCUCAGAGACCUCAUCGGCGACUGUGAGAAGUACGCCAGCCUCUACAAGAAGAUGACCACCAGCGUACUGGCAGGAUGCAUCCAGAUGGUGCUGGGACAGAUUGAGGAACAUCGCCGCAGCCACCAGCCAAUCAACAUUCCCUUCUUUGACGUCUUCCUGAGGAACCUCUGCCAAGGCUCCAGUGUGGAGCUAAAGGAGGAUAAAUGCUGGGAGAAGGUGGAGGUGUCGUCCAAUCACCACAGAGCCAACAAGCUGACCGACAAGAACCCCAAGACUUACUGGGAGUCUAAUGGCUGCACUGGAUCCCACUUCAUCAACAUCUACAUGCACAAAGGCGUGGUCAUCAGACAACUUGCUAUCCUGGUGGCUAGUGAGGAUUCUAGCUACAUGCCGGCCCGGAUAGUGGUUCUGGGUGGGGAUGACCCGGCCUACAUCAGCACAGAGCUCAACACGGUCAACGUCCCGGCCUCCGCCAGCCGCGUGGUUCUUUUGGAGAACAUGACCCGUUUCUGGUCCAUCAUCCAGAUCCGAAUCAAACGAUGCCAGCAGGGCGGCAUCGACACUCGGGUCCACGGCUUCGAGGUGCUGGGUCCAAAGCCCACCUUCUGGCCCGUGUUUAAGGAGCAGCUGUGCCGGCGUACUUACCUGUUCUACAGCACCAAGGCCCACACCUGGUGUCAGGAGGUGGUGGAAGACAAGGCUCAGCUGCUGCAGCUCUUCAACAAGCUGAAGAGUGCGCUGAGGCACGAGCAGAUGUUUGCAGACCGGUUCCUGCCGGACGCCGAGGCAGCCGAGGCCCUGGGCCGGACCUGCUGGGAGGCCUUGAUUAGCCCCAUCGUCCUCAGCAUCACCCAGUCAGAAUCCUCCGUAUGCAGCCCGCUCUCCUGGCUGCUCAGCGAGUACCUGGACAACGCAGAGUCGGCCCGCCGCUGUAAGGGCCGGGCGGCCAUCUUUAACUCCAGAGUGAGGCGUCUCACCCACCUCCUGGUCCACGUGGACACCAGCGCGCCUGAUGACGAGGAGCUCAAACCACCUGUAAAGUCCAAAGGUCUGAACAGGAGCAAAGAGCUGAAGAAUGGGAAGGAGGGCAAAAACAAAGAUGGCCCCACCGCCUCUUCCUCUUCCUCAUCUUCCUCGGUCAAGCCCAAAGUGAGGAGCAGCAGCAGCAUCGCAGGCAUCGCCCUCUGUUGGCAGGGGGUGGUGCAGCAGCAGGUGAAAAGGUUCCUGGAGUCCAGCUGCAGUCUGCCGGACUUUGUGGAGCGCUAUCGGACUCUGUACCUGCGGCUGAAGAGCGCCAUGGAGGAGCUGUUUGGGCAGCAGACCGCCUUCAUCCUCGCUCUGCGGCACGGCUUCUCCGCCGCGCUGCUGCAGCUCUCCAUCCUGAAGGCCAUGCAUGUCAGCGAGCGCUUUGCUCAGUAUAUCGAUCAGAUGAUCCAGGCCAGUAGGGCGCCCCCUGGUGGAGUGGCCACUCUGGAGCGGCUGCAGCAGUUUCUGGAGCCGAUGCUCUUCCUGUCGGGCCUGGAGCUCGCCAACACCUUCGAACACUUCUACAGGUACUACCUGGGGGACCGGCUGCUGGCCCAGGGCAACGUAUGGCUGGAGAGCGCCGUCAUCGCUCAGAUCGGCAGCUGCUUCCCGAGUCGCUUCCCUCAGCAGAUGCUGAAGAACCUGAGCGAGUCGGCUGAGCUGCAGCAGGAGUUCCAUCUUUACCGCCUCCAGCAGCUGGACCGCCAGCUGCAGGAAGAGGACCAGAUUCAGGAAGACUGGAUGGAGUCAGAGGAGGAGGCUGAGGUCCAAGUCCUGGUUCUGUCGCCACGAUGCUGGGCCGUAUCCUCGCUCUGCUUCCUGGAAGAACCAGCCAAGCAUUUUCCAGCCGACCUUUGCUCCUACCUGAACCACUUUACCCAGUUCUACACCCACAGUCAGUCCAUGUACAGCCUGAGUCACUCGAAGCCUCGGCGGCUGCAGUGGACCUGGCUCGGUCACGCCGAGCUGCAGAUGGGCAGCUGGACGCUGCACGUCUCCACGCUGCAGAUGUUCAUCCUGCUGCAGUUCAACAGUCUGGAGGAUGUCAGAGUCCAAGAUCUGCUGCAGGAGAGCGGACUGUCCACUGCCGUCCUGCUGCACGCCCUGCAGCCGCUCAUCAGCGAGGGAGGACCGCUGACCUGCAGCCCUGCGGACGAGCCCGCCGCAGGUCAGCUUUUCUCCUCUUCGUCCCCCCAUCAUGUCUGUCCCCUCUCUAACCCCCUCCCGUCCUCAGGUGUGCUCCGGCUGAACCAGGAGGUGCUGACCCGCAGUGUGCAGGGCGACACGGUGACGCAGCUGCUGCCCAGGCAGACGUACCUGAAUGUGGACGAAGACGCUGCGGGGACGUUGGAGAGGAAGAGGAACUUCAUCUACUGUCUGAUCGUUAACAUCAUGAAGCAGGAGAAGGAGAUGCACAUCGAUAACCUGGUCUUUAAGGUCCUGGACUCGUGUCAGAAGCAGGAGGCGUCUCGGCCCGCGGGCGCCGGCCGAUUCGCCUGCAGCACCGGCGACGUGCUGUCCUGCAUCAUGCAUGUCAUCAACAAAGGCUGCGUCCGACGCAACGAGGACAACCCUCACAUCGUGGAGUUUGUCCCCGAGGACCCGUCCACGCCCAGGAAAGGCCACGCCCAGUUCUCCUUCGUUCGCUCCGACUCCACGAAGGACGCCGCCACCACAGACAGCAUGGCUGACAUCAGUUUGGUACCAGCACCACAGGGUUUGGAGGACGGGGUUCUGGACUCUGUUCUGGACUCGGUUCUGCUCUCCAUGGGUCGGACCAUGAACCAGGAGGAGGUCCGGCAGCUGAUGCAGAGGACAGUGCAGCAGGUCGCGGCCACCCUCAGUCUGGACUUGGACCGGGCCGAGCACCUCCUGAUCCACUGUAAGUGGAACGUAGACCUGCUGGUUCAGCGCUACACCGACGACCCAGACGCCAUCAUCCUGGCUGCCGGGCUGACCUGCAGGAACCCCCAGCCUCCGCCCGGCCCCGCCUCCACCUGCCCCGUGUGUCUGGGCUCCGGAAGCGGCGGCGCGGAGCCCGUCCUGACUCUCAGCUGCAUGCACUACUGCUGCCGGUCGUGUUGGCAGGAGUACCUGACGGCCCGGAUCGAGCAGAACCUGGUGAUGAGCUGCAACUGUCCAAUCACAGACUGCCAGGCUCAGCCCACCUCCCACUUCUUCCUCAGCAUCCUGACCGACAAGGACACCGUCGCCAAGUAUGAGAGUGCCUUGCUCAGAGGCUACGUGGAGAGCUGCUCCAACCUGACCUGGUGCACCAACCCUCUGGGCUGCGACCAGAUCCUCUGCAAGGAGAACAUGGGCAGCAUGGGGACCUGCUCCAAGUGCUGCUGGUCCUCCUGCUUCAGCUGCAACUUCCCAGAGGCUCACUACCCGGCCAGCUGCAGCCACAUGUCUCAGUGGAUGGACGACGGCGGCUUCUACGAAGGUAUGAGCGUGGAGGCCCAGAGCAAACACCUGGCCAAGCUCAUCUCCAAGCGCUGCCCCAGCUGCCAGGCCCAGAUCGAGAAGAACGAGGGCUGCCUGCAUAUGACCUGUGCCAAAUGUAACCACGGCUUCUGCUGGCGCUGCCUGAAACCAUGGAAGCCCACUCACAAAGAUUACUACAACUGCUCCGCCAUGGUGAGCAAAGCUGCUCGGCAGGAGAAGAAGUUCCAGGACUACAACGAUAGGUGCACCUUCCACCACCAGGCCAAGGAUUUUGCCGUCGGCCUGGAGAACAAAGUGUCGUCCAUCAACGAAGCUCUGCAGAUGAAGUCGCUCACCUUCGUCAUCGACGCCUGCAAAGUCCUGGCUCAGGCGAGGAAGGUGCUGGCCUACUCCUGUGUCUACAGCUACUAUAACCAGGAAACGGAGAAGAUGGACGUGAUGGAGCAGCAGACGGAGGCUCUGGACCUUCACACCAACGCCCUGCAGAUCCUGCUGGAGGAGACUCUGCUGCAGUGCACUGACCUGGCCUCCUGCGUGCGGCUGCUGAAACCAGAACAUCUCAACACGGGCCUGGAACUGAUCCGCCGCAUCCAGGAGCGCCUGCUGGCCAUCCUGCAGCACUCUACCCAGGACUUCAGGGUCGGGUACCAGUCCAAAGGCAGCCAGGAACCCGAGUCCACCCAGGCCUCCAGCCUGUCCAACAACACGGACGCCAACAAAGUGUCCAAGUCCAACCGCGGGUCGGACUCUGGAGACUCAGACCAUAACACCUUCAGCUGUGAGGAAGGUGGCGAGGAGGCGGAGGAUGAUGAGUAUGAUGAAGAGUAUGUCCCAGAGUGGCACGAGGACUACGAUGAAGACGACAUCGACGAGGAUGACUUCUUUUCUGAUGACGACGAGUCUGAGAACUUGGAACGGGACUUCAGCCCGUUUGUCUGAACCGGGUCAGGACAGAAAGAUGAAGCCCCGCCCCCUUCAUAGCCAUGUGAUGUCCUCUGAGGACGCCAGAUGGCGGACAGUCCACCUGCUGUCCUCCACCACCCCACACCAAACCCCUUCGCUGCACCUGCUUUCACUUUCUGAUUCUGUUCUCUUUAGGCCAAAGUUUGGGACAGAACCAGCUCUGACUUCACUUCCUGUUCCUGAAACUUUGUUUCCAACUGUUUUUGUCUGUUUGCAGCAUUCAAAAGGGAUUUGAAUCAACCGCAAUCUGAACCAGUUAAACUAGUUUAACAUCUGAAACAGUAGAAUGCAGCCAGUCUAAACAGGAUUAAAUCUAAAACCAGUUUCCUCUUGUAUGAUCCAGUGAAAACAGAUCUAUAGGCAUUUGGAAGCAGUCUAAACAGACCUGAAACUAGUUUACACCCUGAAACCACUUUCUAAAUGGACAAAUCUGGUUUAAAACCAGUAUAGAUGAUUGAAACCAGUUUAACUCCAGUCUGAAAAUACUUGGACCCAUUAAAGAAGUGCGAUGCCCAUAGAAAUCUGUUCUGAACUGAUGUGAACCAGACCGGAUCCAGUUUCCUCUGGUCUGAUUCUGUUCUGCAUCGUUCGGUUCUCACUUGUUCUGUUGGACUGGACUUGCCUGGUUCCAGGUUCUUCCGCGGUCCGGUUCUGACGGACGCUGGCACCUUCUCUAACUCCUCCCAUCUAGAUUCAGAGUUUUGUACGUGUUGGAAGAGCUGGAUGUUUCUAUGCACAGGAACCUGCUCGGUUCUGUCAGACCAGUUUUUGGCUCGCCGUUCUGGAGUCGGCGUUCCAGCUCCUUAUUUUGCUGUAAUUUUGAGAGAUCAUAUAUUCAUAUUGUUGAGAUUCUAUAACGUUUUUCUGUUUUCUUCAGUCAGCAAACGAAAUAAAAGCUUUUUCUGCGACGCUG
Molecule: messenger RNA, 9031 nt
Organism: Cyprinodon tularosa
Lineage: Eukaryota; Metazoa; Chordata; Actinopteri; Cyprinodontiformes; Cyprinodontidae
Gene: cul9
Product: cullin-9
Exons: 43
Coding region: 193-8094 (2633 amino acids)
Biological process (GO): ubiquitin-dependent protein catabolic process
Molecular function (GO): ubiquitin protein ligase binding; zinc ion binding
Source: RefSeq, a predicted model, not a curated record